Molecule: messenger RNA, 987 nt
Organism: Musa acuminata subsp. malaccensis (wild Malaysian banana)
Lineage: Eukaryota; Viridiplantae; Streptophyta; Magnoliopsida; Zingiberales; Musaceae
Source: RefSeq, a predicted model, not a curated record
ACCACUUCACUUCGUCACUGCCCAAAUGGCGACCGCAGCCUCCGCGACACGCUUCCCGCUGCCCGCCACUCUGUCUCCCCGUUUCUCCGCCUACCGGAUCCCCGCCCUCCGCCUCGGCUCCACCGGCCGGCUCACGGUGCGAGCCAGUGUCUCCGUCGCCCCUCCUCCGUCGCCCGCGACGUCCCCAACCGGCAUCGUCCUCGUGGACCGCUCCGAGGCCGAAAAGGUCAACCGCCUCAAGACCGUUUACCUCGAGAAGGUCGUGCCCCUCCUCAAGGAGGAGUUCUCCUACGAGAACAUCCACGAGGUGCCAAAGAUAGAGAAGAUAGUGGUGAAUUGCGGGAUGGGAGAUGCGGAGCAGAAUUCGAAGGGGUUGGAGGCGGCAAUGAGAGACUUGGCGCUGAUCACCGGGCAGAGGCCGGUGAAGACCAAGGCGAAGAAGUCCAUUGCAAGAUUCAAGCUGAGGGAGGGCGCCACCGUCGGCAUUGCCGUCAACCUCCGUGGUAAUGUAAUAUAUUCCUUUCUGGAUCGGCUUGUAAACCUGGGUCUCCCUAGGACCAGAGAUUUCCAAGGUGUCGACCCCAACAGUUUCGAUGGGCAUGGAAACUACAGCACCGGAUUUCGUGAUCAAAGUGUGUUUCCGGAGAUCCGAUAUGAAGCCCUGGGUAAGCAGAAAGGAAUGGAUGUUUGCAUCACGACCACGGCCAAGACGGAUAAUGAGGCUCAAAGACUGCUUGCUCUCCUCGGCAUGCCAUAUCGUGAGGGGGCAGCCCCAACAGCAUUGAUGGUGCGCAAGAAGAAGAGAAAGGCCAGGCCGCCCAUUUUGAUACCAAAUCUAAGGGAAGAAAGUAGUAGCCAAAUCUUUUUAACAUGUUGUGGGAUCAAGUGAGCUCCAUGAUUCACGACCUGUUUCGAUCUAUUUUUUGGGUUCGUUGUGAGAUCAGAUGAACUCUAUGAUUCAAGUCCCGUUUCAAUCUACUUGUUAGG